Messenger RNA from Podarcis raffonei (Aeolian wall lizard), 2932 nucleotides. It is a transcript of the gene BTBD18, whose product is annotated as BTB domain containing 18. The coding region runs from base 317 to 2461 and encodes 714 amino acids. NCBI's taxonomy places the organism in Eukaryota, Metazoa, Chordata, Lepidosauria, Squamata, Lacertidae. Gene Ontology annotation, biological process: positive regulation of transcription elongation by RNA polymerase II. The record is from RefSeq and is a predicted model, not a curated record. The transcript is spliced from 3 exons. Gene Ontology annotation, molecular function: protein binding.
AGGCUCCGACUGCUGACGGACACUCGCCGGUGGCAGCUCCUGCCGCGGAGGAAGGGGCCGGGCGGCUCCCCGGGGAGUCCAGGGCAGGCGCCACUGAGGGCUCUCUGCCUCUUUCCGUGGGCCUGGGGUGGGGCGUCGAGGGGGGAAGCGAGUCGACGUUUCCUCAGGGACGGGAGGCUCUCAACGGAGUCCCAUUGAAUUCAUUGGGUCUUUCUUCCAAGAUGACUUUAGGUUCAUAGACCUUGAUAGCUGCAUCCUCAGAACUGUGUCUACCCCACAGAAAUCCGGUGCCUGACACAGUGGAAAUUCUGCUGCCAUGAGCCCUCCAGCUGCGAAUCCCAAGAUUCUGUAUCGGAAUUCCCGCCUUCUCCGUAUGGUGUUCCUGCAGCUCCAUCGGCAACAGAGAGCUGACUUAUUUUGUGAUGUUGUCCUACAAGCAGAAGGGGAAGCUGUUCCAGCUCACUGUUGCAUUCUAUCAGCCUGCAGCCCUUUCUUCACAGAGCGUUUGGAGCGAGAAAUGCCCCCCAAAGGACACAAGGUGGUGCUAGAGAUCCGGGGGCUGAAAAUUGGGACUUUACGUAAGCUGGUGGAUUUCCUCUACACCUCUGAGAUGGAGGUGUCCCGGGAAGAAGCCCAGGAUGUUCUUGCAGCUGCACGGCAGCUUCAGGUGUCAGAGCUAGAGUCACUUCAUCUAGAAGGAGGAAAGUUGGUCAAAAAAUCCCUGGGCCCUAGAUUAAAUCGGGAUUGCCUACAGCUAUCUAGUCCAUUAUCCAUCCCAGAGUUAACGCUGUUUCAGUCUCCCCCUGCCUGCAGUGGUAGUUCCUUGACGUCAUGGCUGUCUUCAAAUAUGCAGCACACUGUAGUGAAAGUUCCAUGCACCAAGGAAAUGGAUAACAAUAGCAGCAUUGUCCAGAAAGCUGUCAAGAAGGAAAAACCAGAAGCAUUGAUGAGUAGGAAUGAAGACCAGAUGCCUAAAGAUCCAGCAGUUACCGCUGAGCCCCUUAGAACUAAAGUUAAAAAACGUCUUACAGGCAUGGGAAAGAAUAUAUUAGGCAAUAAUGAGCAUGACAGUUUGCGGACACAGGAUGGGACUGGUGAUAGCCAAGCUACAACCAGCUUGCAAGAGUCAAAAAAGAUUAAGCUCAGUCGCUCAAAGCUCCCCUCAUCACCUUUGCCUGUACCAUGUGCCAUCAAAGACUCUAGCACUGUGGAAUCCAGCAAACCUUCAAGGUCCAGCAGACGUCACUGGAGGCAGAAAAGUCUUCCGAUCAAAGAUGAGCAGAAAGAAGCAGAAGAUAGCCAUUUGUAUGGUUUCUGGAGCCCGCCUCUCCCUCCAGAGGCAGCUAAGAGCAGAAAGUGCAAUGCCAGUGAACCUUGCGUUAGCUGUCCCCAAAAUGCAGGGCAGAUUGGCCGGGUAAGGCUCAGAAAAGUUAUCAAUGGCAGCUGCUGGGAGGUGGUGCAGGAAUCUCCCUCAGCUCAGGCCACCAGGCCAGCAAACUCUAUGUGUCCUCUAAAAGAGGAGGGCUCUCGAUCUCCGCCCAGGUAUCCUGAGCCGGAAGGAGUAGAUGCACAACAGUCAGUCACCUCAACUAGAUGUCUGCCAACAAAAAUACAAAGUCCACCUCUUAAUGAGAAGAACCUGGGAGAACAAGCUGAGAACAAGGUAUCCUUGGAAGAUGGAGACCCUUAUAAAUUGGAUCUGUUUCUGCUAGACCAUCUGACUGAGGAUGUGCAGUAUGACAAGCUGGUUUCAGCUGGUGAGUUGGAACACAUGCUUGAUAUGUUUCUGGCAGAUGAUGGUGAUGCUGUUGAGGAGCCUCAAGAGGCCACUAUUCCAGAAGGCAUGAAUAUUUUAUGGCCUGCACCAGGAGCAAAUGAGUGUCCACUAGAAUGUGCUGAAGUUGAAAGAAAAGAUAUGUGCUCUCCAGAAGUCUCUGACUGUCCUCCGUGGGUCAAGACCAAAAACAGUCUCCUAAGAGGGGAACUGGAGGCCAUUGACAUGAAGAUCAGCAGAGAAGCUCAUGGCUCAGCAAAUGGGAGACCCUUGCUAGACCCUGUUCCCAGCUACUUUCAGUUUGGGAAGUCUGAAACCAGCAGUGACUGUUUUACCUGGUACAAACCAGCUUCUCCCCAACUGGAUGAUUGGACAGCUCAGCAUCAACUGUCCCUGUCAGAGAAUAUGCCUGCAAACCUUGGUGAUCCUUUGCCCAUCACUUUGGCAGACAAUGAAGACCGGGGUUUUUUGUCCUAUGAAGUGGGUAUAUGUGGUGUCGAAACACAGCUCCAUGCUCAGACAUUGCAGAAGAGCCCUUUGCAACACCACUUGGGCUAUAAGGUGCCUCCAUGCUUGGAAGAGGAAGAGAUAGAUGUUGGUGGGGUAGACGAACUCUUGGUUAGCAUCGAGUGCGUCAGGCCAGAUCCCUCUCCGGUGUCCGAAACCGAGGUGGAUGUUGUGAACUAGUGAAUGCAGACCAUCGGAAGGAGUUGCCUUGACUACCCAGGGGCUGUGUGGGGUCAGGCCUGAUGUCAAAAGGUCUGCUGGUCAGGCUAAGAAGGGCCCACUGCUACCCUGCUCACCUCGGUGCCAAUAGGACCCCAUUGGACAUUGCUGCUGCUACUUGCUACCAUUGCCAUUGGCUCAUUAUUCCUCUCCCUGGAUGUAUUUAUCCUGGAGGCAACAGCACUUGUGGUUAAAGGGGAGCCUCAAGCCUCUGGUGGGCAGCCGCUAUGCCAAGUCUCCCAAAAUACAAAGUAUGUGGGGACCUUGGGGGACAUUCAGCGUCAUGGCUGCCUGCUGCAGGCCAAAACUGAACUGAGACUUGGCUGAGACGUCUUCCCAACUGAAAGCGGGAAGCCUGCUUGGGGAUGAGUGUGUGACACAGUAAGCAGCAACGCCACGCCUCAUCCCCAUCACCUCUCUCUUGGGACCAUC